Messenger RNA from Pezoporus flaviventris, 2926 nucleotides. It is a transcript of the gene DRC11, whose product is annotated as IQ motif containing with AAA domain 1. Gene Ontology annotation, molecular function: ATP binding; protein binding; ATP hydrolysis activity. The transcript has 19 exons. The record is from RefSeq and is a predicted model, not a curated record. Bases 8 to 2449 code for a protein of 813 amino acids. Lineage: Eukaryota; Metazoa; Chordata; Aves; Psittaciformes; Psittacidae.
CUUCGCCAUGUCUCAGGCCACUUACAAUAAGAUGUGGACAGAUGCCCAGAAAGACCUCGACAUCCAGCUCCAGAGAGAAAGAGAAGAGUUUCUCCAGCCAGAGCAGGACCUCGUGAAAGUAUUCAGGAUGUUGGCCACUUCCUACAUCAAGUACAUGCAAAUCUUCCAUACCCUGGAGACAGCCCACGACCAACUCCUUCACCAGCAGAAGCGGGCAUUGAUUCGGCAAGUGCUGGAUGGUGUGAUCGGCCGGAUCCUGGAGCUGAAAAAAGAGAUGGUGGAUCUGGAGAAAUCAGAAUUUCAUUACAUUGAUAAUAUCCUGGAAGAUCUAAAGCUUCUCCCGGAAGAUCUCGAAGUACCUAUCCCAAGGUAUUUCAUUAAAGAACAGCUGGAAGUCCUGCAGCAGAGGGAGAAAAUCCUGGAUCAGAUUUUGCUUGAGGCUGGAUUGCAAGCAGAGGAACCUGUCGAGGCCAUGACAUUUGAAGAAGCCAUUAAAAUUAUCCAGGUUGCAGAACGGGCUCGCCAAGGCCGCUGUCGAGCAGCGUACAUGAAGCGAAUUUACCUUGCAGAGAAGAGGGCAAGACAACCUAAAGCUGAGAUCAAGACGGGUCUGAAUCCAGAUGAUGCUGCCACUCGCAUUCAAAAGGUUUGGCGUGGAUGUGUCCAGCGCAAGAAAACAGAGAACCUGAGAGAGGAGGAAAUGGUGUUUCUGGGGAUGAGCCUACCUCCUCACUUAAAGUCAAAGAGUAUUCUGCAGAUGGAUGCUGGGCAAGUAAGCGCCCUGCAAGGUGAGAUCCAGGAGAGAGAUGAUGAGAUAUCCAUCAAAAACAAGCUGAGAGAAGUGGAGGGGCUCAGCAUCAAGGAAACUCUCCGGGAUCAGAUUGGCCAGUGUUUCAUUGAGUGCCGGCACAUUGUGGGCAGGUUCCCUGACUAUCCUACUGAAGAGGCAGGAGGGUCAAUGGCUAUUCUUUCUCAGAAUACUCCAGAGCAGAUUGCUGCAGAACUGGCUGCCAAAAUGGAGAAGGCUUUGGAGAAAAAGGACCAGAAGGGCAAAAAAGAAAAAGGAAGAGAGAAAGAAAAAUCCAAAGACAAAAAAGAUGAGAAAACUGAAAAGAAAGAAAAGGAUGAAGGCUGGAAAAUGGCUCCGAGUAAUUUCCUUUCAAUAAUGGAGGAAGGAAACAGUCAAUACAAAGCCGUUUGGCAGAACAGAGACGAGGGAUGGGAUUUUCUCCAGGAUCACGACCCGGAGCUGAUGAAAGAAGAGAAACGGGAAGAAGUGGAGAAGGAGAUCAGAGUGCAGGUUGAUGCAUUGAUGCGGCACAAACUGGAGAAUCUCAAGCUGGCUGUGGAUGGAGAGAAGAGUUCCAAAGCCAAGAAAGGGAAAAAGAGUGAUAAGAAGAAAACAACCACAAGGAAGAAGAUAUCUGAGCUGGAAGAAGAUCUAACUCCUGACAGGACCAUCGAUUCUCUGUAUAAGGAACUGGUGGAAGAAGGAUUGCUGAUAAAAGCCAAGACCGUGAAUCUCUCAGAUUAUGUUGGCGAGUACAGCUAUCUGGGGACCACACUUCAGCAGGCAGAUAGAGAGCCAAUGCCCUCUCUUGCAGAUGUCAGACAGCUAAUAGCACUGUAUGGAAUACUGCCAUUAGGUUCUCAAAUAGUCCAUGAGAAGGCUCCUUUGGUGAAGGCCUUGUUACUAGCUGGACCUGCUGGUGUUGGAAAGAAGAUGUUGGUCCAUGCCAUCUGCACAGAAACAGGAGCCAACCUCUUCAAUUUAUCUGCUUCCAGCAUUACUGGGAAAUAUCCAGGCAAGAGUGGCCUGCAAAUGAUGCUUCACAUGGUUCUCAAGGUGGCCAAGCAAUUGCAGCCUUCAGUUGUGUGGAUUGGAGAUACAGAAAAGAUAUUCUCUAAAGCAGCAUCAACGGCUGAUAGAGAGAUGGGCCCAAAAAGACUGGAAAAGAUGCUCCCCAAAUUCCUGAAGGCUCUGAAAGCACCGGACAGAGUGCUGCUCGUGGGAACCACCAACCGCCCCUUCGACGCCAACCUUAAACCUUUCUGCAAAGUCUACCAGAAAAUCAUUGUGAUUCCUAGGCCUGACUAUGCUUCCAGAUUUGUGUUAUGGAAACACAUCAUCCUGCAGAAUGGGGGAGCAAUCACCAGCUUACUGAACAUAAGCUGCCUGGCAAACGUGUCAGAUGGUUUCACCCCAGGACAACUCAUCCGGGCAGUGCAAGCUGUGCUGACCGAGCUGCGCCUCUUGCGGAUGAGCAGGAAGCCACUGAGAACUGAUGAGUUCAUAGGUUUUCUGGCCACACAGGAUCCAGUGUACAGAGAGGAGGAGGAAGCAUUUAAGGCUUGGUAUGCCAAGACCCCGCUGGGCAGGGCACGAACCAGAGCCCUGGCAGGCAACGCAAAAGCAGGAAAAGGGAAAGGAAGUAAAGGGAAAAAGUAACCUCCUUGAGGAUUUUGCAGCUGGCAAUACCCAUCACAGCUCGACUUCAUCAAACUUUAUCAGCACAGAAGAUGGGAGGAGAGCAAACACAUUGGAAUAAUACACCCCAUGUUAGAGGUAUUCCAAGAAAGAGAAUUCCUUUCUGACUGAGUUUUACAAAGCUAAAACCCAUCAGCUGAGACAUCAAUGUGACAUGUAGCUCUCAGAGGGUAAAGAGUUAAUGACCACUGAGUUGCUCAAGCAUUAUUUAUUUGCAGAGAUUUUAGGGGGCAGAAGGGUUCAUUACUCAGCACUGUAACAUGCCAUCAACUUUUAGGCUGUUCUCAUUUAUUUCAGCAAGUAACUCUCCUUAAAAAUUGAUGUCACAUUAAUGUCUUUCAUUACUUUAAUACCCUAUAUGCUUUAUAAAACUAACUGCUUUAUAUAUCUGUAGGUCUAAUGUGUUACAGUUCUCAAUAAAACUAUUACAGCUAUAAA